Molecule: messenger RNA, 1094 nt
Organism: Capsaspora owczarzaki ATCC 30864
Lineage: Eukaryota; Filasterea; Ministeriida; Capsasporidae
Exons: 6
Coding region: 35-1027 (330 amino acids)
Cellular component (GO): endoplasmic reticulum
Molecular function (GO): misfolded protein binding; protein-folding chaperone binding
Source: RefSeq, a predicted model, not a curated record
UUUUGUGUUACUUGGUUUCUUAGAGUUUGAGCGAAUGAUCACGUUAGAUUCUGCCAUUGGCUGGUUUCUCGUCCAAGCCAUCGCCGUCUACGCUGUCAUCCGCCUCAAGUUUGGCGACCCGCUCAAGCAGCCGGCUUCAACUGCACCGGCCCAAGCACAAGCACAAGCACAAGCCACACAUGAUCAUAGCUCAAACUCACAUCGUGGCACGACUGUCCCAGCACUGGCACCCAAGCCUGUUGCAAACCCGAAAAAGAUGUUUCAGUUCAUUCUGCUCAUGCUGGCAAUGCACGACAUUCUGACCUUUGUGAAGCAGACGCCGACAUAUUAUGACAUCCUUGGAGUCUCUCCGGCUGCGUCUGCUGCCGAGAUCAAGGCCGGGUACCGCGCCGCGUCGCUGACACACCAUCCCGAUCGCACGGGCGGCGAGUCGGAGGAGUUUCUGGCCGUUGCUCGGGCUUACGAUGUCCUUCGCGAUCCCGACAGCCGUCGCCGAUAUGACAUGUUCGGAGCAGAGGUGAUUGAGAAAUGCGGACCAGCUCGUUGCGCCACCCACUCGGACUAUGUCAACGUUUACCUCGAGACACAUUUCUUGUCCAAGCUUGGAAUCGCCAUUUCGUGUUUGAUCCCCAUCUUUACAGCUCCCAAAGUUCAGUCCUACAGAUCCUGGAUGAUCUGCGCGUACGUUUGGUCGCUCCUUUAUUCCAUUAUUUGGAUUGUCCGGGAGAGCAACCCGUCCACGAUCAAGCCAAACUCCCCCGAGUUUGAAACGGAUGCCAUGUGGGGACAUUAUGCCAUUUUAGUGACGUGGAUUUUCCGGAUUGUUCGACACCAUGACGGCGUUGACCGACGAUCCACUCGCGAACUGCUGCUCCGCUCGGAGCUCGAGCUGCAAGCCUUAAAGCAAGAAGUCGCACAAUUACGAGCGGCUCGCGGCGAACUGCGUCUUCCCUCGGAAGUCGAGCUUCUGGCAAUUCAAGAAAAGCUGUCCGCAUUGCCGCAAGAAGGCCGAACACGUGCACGCUGACAUGUGGUAGCUAGACGCGUUCUGGAGUUUGUAGUUCAUCCAAUACAACCGCCAUCAAUACAGCCAA